GUUUAUAGUCCUGUAUACAGCAUCCGGUCAGUGACAGCGAACAGCAACAAAAGGCAAAGAACUUGACAUCAGUUCAGGUUGACUGACCAAUGUCUUGAAAAAUGUUGGUAGACUUCUGCAAUGGUCAGUUUGCUGCAAAUAUCACCUGUGACAAAGUUAGUGCUGACUAUUAUGAAGUGACCAAUCUGGUGUCUCAAGACUGGGCCAAACGAAGACGGGGAUUCCUUGCAGAGACUUUUAUAAAACCACCAGUUAUUAUCACUAUUGCAUUUCCAUGCAACAUAGAGUUGUUCCGCAUCAUAAUUGACCCCAAAGUUGGACGACAGAUAUCAAGUGGCAUAGAAAUAUUUACCUGCUCUAAAAAAGUAGACCAUUGUUGGCUAAAUGGAGUGUCGGAACAGUCUACCAGCUGUGACUCAGGGAUGAAAUCUGCCAGCAUGAUGUACCAGCAAGUUGGGAAAGCUGUGAUGCAAGAUCCAGGGAUGUUGUGCUUCAGUAAUGCUCAAUACCGUCCUUUUGGUGAAUGGCAUCCAGAAAAUACUGUGCCUGCUUCAAGUGCUUUUCAAAAUGCACGAGAUUUAAGACAUCAUAAACUGUCAUCUUUGAGUUUCGUGAGCCACCUUUCUGUGAGGGUGUCCAGAACAAUCAAUGGGAGUGCUGUUGGUAUACAACGUCUGGAGAUUUGGGGCCAACCAUCCCGCUCCAGUCGGGUAGACAUCACCAAUAGAAUAAAGGCCUUAUACCUCUCUUCAGUGCCUUCCAAUGUAAAAAAUACUGAUUGUGUGGUGACCAGAAAAGGGGAAAAUCCUGUUGCUGACCAGAUCAAUGUGGAUGUAUACCAUGAAAAGGGAAUAGAGGUUCCCAAUGACUUUAUUGACAAAAUCACAUGGGACAUCAUGACAGUUCCAAUGCUGUUACCCUGUGGGGAAAACAUUGAUCAAUCAACUUUGGAGAAACAUAACAGUAAUGAAGCCUCCUGGGGCCGUCCCCCGAGUGAUCCUUACACAGGCAUACACUUCCACGGAAACAUCCAAGCCAUUCCUAAUACAUCACUUAAGACUAGAAUUGACGGAUUUGUUCUGACUCAUAGUGAUACCCUGGGACAUCUACCUCGUACAUUAGGGAAAAGUAGCACUUAUACCUCAAAGCUAGCAUUAGCUAGUAAGCUUGUGUCUCAAUCUAAGACACAUGAUAAUGUGCAGGAAAGUCGUAAAAUUCCUGAAAAUAAUAAAAGAACUGCAAGUGACAUUACUGAUAAUUCAGAGGUUUCAACCAGGGCGAAGCGAUUGAAGAAGUCUGUAACACACUGUGAUAGCAAAACAAGUGAAAUGAAAUUUAGCUCUGUUAAGUUGAUGACAAAUACUCAGCAAGAGCCUCCUAGUAGUACAAUGACAAAGCUUGGAGACAGGAGUGGGGAAACUUUUACUCAUGGGGACAGUCUGAAAUACAGUCUGGACUCGGCUCUUGCUUCAACUCUUGGGUCAUUGCCAUCAUUUACAAAAUUUUCAAGGACUUCUGCAAAAUAUCAAAGUUCCAUAAAUUCCAACUUGAUAGAUGUUUCCAGUAGUGAUAAAAUGUGUUGUAUGUGUAAAAAGGAUAGCAGUGUCAUGUACAGGGGUGCGUGUGAGCACCUUAUGUGUAGGACUUGUCUAACACACAGCACUGGCACUCUGACAUGUGCCACAUGUAGGGCUGUGUGGGAUCGAGGGGAGAUAACUAGAGUGCACACAUGAGGUAUGAACUGUUCACUUACAAUCAAUUCUUCAAUUUUUUCAAGCCAAGUGUUGGUAUUUCCCUUGUUUUGAAAUAAAAUAUAGAA
Mizuhopecten yessoensis (Yesso scallop) is the source of this 1819-nucleotide messenger RNA. Its product is annotated as RING finger protein 37-like. Bases 102 to 1733 code for a protein of 543 amino acids. The record is from RefSeq and is a predicted model, not a curated record. NCBI's taxonomy places the organism in Eukaryota, Metazoa, Mollusca, Bivalvia, Pectinida, Pectinidae. Gene Ontology annotation, molecular function: ubiquitin-ubiquitin ligase activity; ubiquitin protein ligase binding. Gene Ontology annotation, biological process: protein polyubiquitination. Gene Ontology annotation, cellular component: nucleus. The transcript is spliced from 2 exons.